Penaeus vannamei (Pacific white shrimp) is the source of this 566-nucleotide messenger RNA. NCBI's taxonomy places the organism in Eukaryota, Metazoa, Arthropoda, Malacostraca, Decapoda, Penaeidae. The record is from RefSeq and is a predicted model, not a curated record.
CGCGAACGCCCGCGAAUCCGGCCUCGCGCGAACGCCCCGAGCAGCCGUCGGAGCCUCAGUUUCAUAACAAACAUGGCCUCGGUUGCCACUGCGACGGUGCGAGCGGUGAAGGGCAGGAGGCUCAUUCCCACGAGGGCGGCGCUCGUCCUGACCCAGACUGCUGUUCACAAGGUUAGAGAGCUACUGGACAGGAAUCCAGAAGCUGUUGGUCUGAAGGUUGGUGUGCGACAGAGAGGCUGUAAUGGGCUAAGCUACACAUUAGACUAUGCUAAAGAAAAAGGAAAAUUUGAUGAGGAAGUAGUUCAAGAUGGAGUGCGAGUUAUCAUCGACAAGAAAGCACAGCUGACCUUAUUAGGGACAGAAAUGGAUUAUGUACAAAACAAAUUGUCAUCUGAAUUUGUUUUUAACAAUCCCAAUAUAAAAGGAACUUGUGGUUGUGGUGAAAGUUUUUCCAUUUAGUGAAGUUAGUGAGUGUGAUUACAUUAAUAAAUGCAAGUGUAGGAAUAUAGUGUGAAACUUACUUUUUUCUUUAACAAAUUGCUAAUGUUGUUCAUCAGUGUUUUUAA